This is a messenger RNA of Helianthus annuus (common sunflower), 651 nucleotides long. RefSeq names its product protein IQ-DOMAIN 14. The record is from RefSeq and is a predicted model, not a curated record. Bases 1 to 651 code for a protein of 216 amino acids. The transcript is spliced from 5 exons. NCBI's taxonomy places the organism in Eukaryota, Viridiplantae, Streptophyta, Magnoliopsida, Asterales, Asteraceae.
AUGGAUGGAUACAGUGAACGCCAUGAAGCAGAUGCAGCUGUUGGUCAGAGUCCAAACACAAAUUCGGUCACGAAGAAUCCAAAUUCAGACGAAGACGAGCACUGGGAUGAUAGCGUGAUUACAAAAGAGGAAAGAGACGCAAGGUUGCAGAGAAAAGCUGAUGCGGCUAUUAAGAGAGAAAGAGCCAUGGCAUAUGCACAUUCUCACCAGUUACGGAAAGACACGCCAUCAUCAGCUCAUAAAACGAGUGGAUACCCCUUGUGGUGGAAGUGGGUGGAACAACAACUGCCUUAUCAUACCACCACCACCCCUACUCAAAAGAACCAUCAGUUUGCAACCACGCCUUCGAGAUCAACCCACAAGCAGCUUGACACGACGCCUAAUACACCAACGUCAUCAAGGUCCACAAACCGAUGGAUCAAAGCAAGAAAAGCAGCUUCUCUUUAUUCAAUGAAGGAUGAUGAUAGCUUGAGGAGCUGCCCACCAUUUUCGGUCCCCAACUACAUGAGCCCGACUGCAUCAGCAAGAGCUAAAGCAAGACCAAGCAGCAAUCCGAAGGAGAGGUGUGCCACCCCCACCACUCCUUGUAGUGAAUCAUCUAAAAGGAGGUUUUCAUCUCCUUUUACACCAAGGUCCAACAGGGGUGUGUAG